Molecule: messenger RNA, 1041 nt
Organism: Knipowitschia caucasica
Lineage: Eukaryota; Metazoa; Chordata; Actinopteri; Gobiiformes; Gobiidae
Source: the annotation of a GenBank genome assembly
AUGUUCGGAGAACUGCUGCUGGACCGCGAGUCUGCUGCUAGAAUACAAAAUACACGAAGCAAAGAGGCUGAGAGGCGAGAGCGGAUCUUUAAGCACAAAGAGAGGACCAUAGGGGUGGACAAGCAAGCACUGGACAUGCAGCUGAAAGAAAAGGAACUGAAAGAACAAGAAGAAAAAGAGCAACAACAAAAAAAGGAUGCAGAGAUGCUCCAUAACAAUCGUGUUGCCAACAUGCUCGCCCAUCGUCAACAAAAGCAGAAACAUGAAACGGCCAAGAGCAUUGACAUCUUCAGGCAACAGCACCAGCAACCGCAAAGUCGGAGGGAGUUUGACCUGAACGACCCCCAGAGCCUUAAAACCCGGGGUCCAGCCGAGGCCCAGAUGCUGAUCCCUGGACUGAUCGGUGAAGACCCCCACAGCAAGGAGCGACAGCAGAGACAGAGGGAGCAGCUCCGAGACUGGCUCGUACAGCAGCAUGCCGAGCGCCAGAGACAACGGCACACACAGGAGAUGGAAGAUCAGAACUAUCAGCAGUUCGUGUUGGAGGUCAACAAUAUGGCUCUUGAAGUGGAAAAGCUUGAGAUGGAAAAUAGAAAAGCCAUUGUCACUGAAACCAAGGAUUUCAAUCUUGCAAUGUCAGAAGAGAAAAGGCGGCAAGAAUCUGAGAACAAGGACACAGGGAUAUUGGAUUUCAUAGACAGGGCCCCGACUGACGUGGACUCCCCACAAAGCAUUAUGGGAGCAGAGAGGCGAGAGAUUGUGCAACUUAAAGAAUUUCAACAGCAACAGAUAGAAGAAAUACAGAGACGAAAAGAGCGCGAGGAAAGUGAAAAGCGCAGGUACGACCGCGUGCGCACAGACUCCGCUCGCACCGCAGAGCUCAUCGAGAGGCAGCAGGCGAAACUCAACAAAGAGAUGAGGAAACACCUGGACAGCAGCAACCUGGUGUUAGCUCAGAGCAGGAAGCAGCUGAAACCAGAUUUAUCCAAAGGUGCCAUCUCCGAGAGUUUCUUCUCCCAGUUCAACACGUGCAGUAGAUAG